AUGCCGCCAAAACGCCUCGUUCAUGCCCAGGAUCUGCGCGAUGCCUUUCCAGAGGAAGAGAGUUGUGGUGUUGUGGAGCGGUGGGCCACAAAUUUGGUCAGUCAUGUGGCGAAAAUUGCAGAACAGGCGGGUUCACAGUGCGCUAGUAUACAGGGUACAAAAUAUACAUGCGACAAUGCUGAGAAGGUGCCAGAGGAAGUCAUGUCAAUGCUGUUCAAUUACCAGUCCGCAUGUCGCCGUAUCUACUGUGAUGCGGAGGUGAUCCGCACCGUCAUCUCCGUGCGCAUUCCAGAACUGAAGGAAGAAGACAACUUGGGGGUCGCCGUGCAGCAUGCCGUUCUGAAAAUGCUGGAAGAAAUACAAAACAAAACUCUCGGUGCAGGUGGAGCAGGUGGGGCAGGUGAAAAGACCAGUAGUGUGAAGGCACAAGCGGGCGUAUUCUCUCUGCGUGAGUACUUUGGGGCUCGCGGUGCGGUGGAGGAGAAAAUUCUUGGUAAACCCGAUGACGAUAAGAAUAACUCAAAGGGCGGCAGCAAAAGCCCCUCCGUCUUGUUGGAGCUGCGACAGGUGGACGUUGACGCGUUACAAAAGGUGGAACUCUCCGCCCUGCAGCUGGUGACGGCGAUGCGUUCCUUCGUUAAUGCGUACGCCCUCAACUGGAAGAAGUUGAUCGAGCCACGCUCCGGGGGAGGUCGUAUGGUGAGUUAA
This is a messenger RNA of Trypanosoma cruzi, 708 nucleotides long. Its product is annotated as proteasome activator protein PA26, putative. Gene Ontology annotation, cellular component: proteasome activator complex. Bases 1 to 708 code for a protein of 235 amino acids. The transcript has a single exon. NCBI's taxonomy places the organism in Eukaryota, Euglenozoa, Kinetoplastea, Trypanosomatida, Trypanosomatidae. The record is from RefSeq and is a predicted model, not a curated record.